This is a messenger RNA of Physella acuta, 2877 nucleotides long. RefSeq lists its product as uncharacterized. NCBI's taxonomy places the organism in Eukaryota, Metazoa, Mollusca, Gastropoda, Physidae. The record is from RefSeq and is a predicted model, not a curated record.
CCAGAUAACGCCGGUCGCUCAAGUCAAUCUUUUAGAGAAAAACACUUUAUUCGUCUGUUUUACCAGCUGAGAUUAACAGGACAGCUUGUGUGUACUGAACUCAAUCGCGGUGCAGGAGAUGGUAGGCAAAAUUCUUCUUCGUUCUGUUGCUGCCAGUUUGUGCGAGGAUAAAACCAAAAGCUACAAGAAUGUCGUGAAAGUUCUCCUAUUCUGGACGACCCUGAUUUGUCUGGCAUUUCUGCUCAUCAACAACUCCAGCUUCGUCCAAGAUUUUCACAACAGCUUCACAAACCUGUGGACAAACGGUAGUCAUCUCAACUCAAGCGUCACGGGCGUCAGGGGCGUCACAAGCGUCAGAAGCGUCACAAGGUCACUGACAGAGGCUAAACCCAGACAUCCCGUCUUCAAAACUUCAUUACUCAUCAACCAAUCGUCAGCCGUAUCACAUGACGUCACGUCAACCCAAGCCCACAAUAUCACCCAAUCAUCACGCGUCACAAACCUCACCCAAUCGUCUUAUCUCAGUCAAACAAAUCUCGGAUGUUAUUUCCCAAAAGUUGACCCGUUUGACAAAGCUCUUCAGAAUAUCACCAAAACACACCCACCCAUCGACUGCUCGAAACAGACGCCACAUCUUGUAUACGUUCAGGGUGACACCAUAUUUAUAAACUUCACCAAAAUUAAGAGCAGUCCUCAGCUUAAUUCCACAUUUAAACACUGCCAGUAUAUUGCUCGUGUUCGUGAUCUAGCAAAUACAAAUGACAGAAAAACGAAAGUAGUUGGUGACAUUCAGGUGUUUAACCACUCCAUCAACGUAUCCCACGAUUAUGUAGUCGUGGAAUGCUUUAACAAAUCUAACAAAAUCAUAUCCAGAUCGUACUUGACAUUUAUCCGUAAAAAACCGAACCUCGAGUCUGAAUUAAAAGCCAAGUAUGAGGCACACGUUGAGCUCCACGCACCCAAAGAAACUUUGAGCGUCAUGAUGGUGGGGAUUGAUGCCAUGUCCAAAAACAAUUUCCAGCGUGCCAUGCCGAAGACGAGAAACUUUCUUCUAGAAACUAUGAAAGCUGUAGAGUUGUACAAACAUAAUAAAUUCGGGCACAACACGUUCCCUAACGUGGUUGGUCUACUUACCGGAAACAACGAAGAAUCGCUAGUGAAACUAAAUUAUUCUUUUGAUAUGCCUAUGGAUAACGUUAACCACGCCUUUUUGUGGAGUGCCUACCGUAAUGCCGGAUACAGAACUGGAAUGUUCUUAGACAUGACGGAGAUAACGGCUUUUCAUUACCAGAAGAAAGGAUGGACCAACCCUCCAGUGGAUUACUAUUUCCGGGAGGUUGUGGUUGAUUCAGAGAAGGACAAAUUAAUGAGAAAAGAUGGCGACUGUAUCGGUGACGUCCCGGACAUCCGCCUUCUGACCGACUACUGGGUUCAGCUAGCGUCUUUGUUCAACAACUCCAAAACAGAGCCGUACUUUACUUACAGUUUCUCAGCCCGCCUGACCCACGACGAUGAGAACAGAGCCAGCGCUGCUGAUGAACUUUAUUUCCAAUUUUUACAAACUUUGGUGGACAAGAAAGUUCUAAACAACACGGUGCUUGUCUUCUUCAGUGACCACGGGCCCAGGUUCGGGGCCAUAAGGUCAACUUACAAUGGAAUGCUAGAAGGCCGAAUGCCUUACAUGUUUCUCGUGUUCCCGCCCUGGUUCCAUACCAAAUACCCGCAGCUGAUGGAAGUUGUGAAAACCAACCAACAUCGUCUGACGACCCACACGGACGUCUACGAGACUUUGAUUGACCUGCUGUACUUUAAAGCAGAGACCGGGAAAGGAAGUCUCACCCAACCUAGGAUCAGCUUGUUCAAAGAGAUUCCAGAAGGACGCACGUGCCAGCACGCGCUGAUUCCACUAGAGUACUGCGUCUGCAACAGUUUUUCUAAAACAAACGUGAGCUCUAGUUUAGGACAAUAUCUCGGCUUGGCCUUGAUGGCUCGGGUCAACAAGUACAUUCCAGAGAAACUUAAGACGUUGUGUAAAACGCUGACGUUGUCUCAAGUCACUUCCGUCAUGGAGAUGGUCUCAGAAACCCCGCAGACCAGACGGUACCAGGUGACAGUGACGUCACAUCCCAACAGCGCCGUCUACGAGGGCGUGCUGAACCAGCACAGGGACAACGUCACGACCGUGGAGGGUGACGUCACGAGACUCAACCUCUACAGGGGUCAGGCCGAGUGUAUCGAAGACCCCAAGUUACGACCGUUUUGUUACUGCGACCCCUCUGUAACAAAACAAUCAAAUUCUUCUUGAAUUUACAAUUUUUUUAACAAAACAAUGUAUUCUAACACUCGUGAAAUUUGGUUUAAAUUUCGUGUAAAAUACCAUUUCACGGCCACAGUCGGUGCUAUCGAUACUACAUUUACCACAGUGGUGAAGUAGGUUAUCGUUCCUGUCGCUUCCUGUGUAUCCCAGGUGCCAAAGGGUGAGAUUUACAACUUUAAUCAGUUUCCUCAACAAGCGCCCGAGUCAACAGCGCACACGCCCAAGAUUUGAUUCACUCGGAACAAGAUUAAAAUAUAAACUGGGUUAGAGUUUAAAUUGAUUGCCGCUGAAAUAUUCAUAGCUUUACUUAAUAGUUAAUAAUUUAUUGAUACUUUCUUGAUUGCGUAUUUAUAUUUUAUUAAAUGAUGGUUGUUUAUUAACUGUUUACAAUUGUUGAUUUAUUAUUUAUUUAUUAUGUAUUAAUUAUUUAUUUCUUAAUGUUUUAUUGAUCUACUAGUAUUUACCCUCUCUUAUACAGAGUAUAGAGGAAGAAUUGUAAUCCUGCACACAAAUCACAUGCGACUUUGACAGUUUUCAUCGUGUUACACCUCAAUACUACA